UGACCUCAGCGGUAUAUUCCUGGCCAGGGAUUUAGAACUGUUUGCUCUGGUUUGCAGUAAGUGGGUGGGUCAACUAUAUGGAAUGCUACUGUUAAAACACUGUGUCACUUCUUCUGUCUAAUACUCCAACACAACUCUCGGACAUGAUGAUCAGCACAGUAAGGAUAGUGACUAGCUGGGCCGGACUGCUCUUAUUAUCAUUAGGCGUGGUCACUUCUGAGGUCAGGAAAACCGGCGAUUUGGUUGUGCAAGGGACAGAUUGCACUGAAAUAAAAACAGUUUCCCCAGAUGCGUCAAGUGGCAUCUAUACCAUUCAGCCAUCUGGAUUCAGAAGACCUUUCAAGGUUUACUGUGAGAUGCGGAAGGAUGGAGGAUGGACUGUCAUCCAGAGGAGGUCCAGUGGAAAGGUUUCCUUCGACAGGAACUGGAAAGAAUAUAAGAGGGGAUUUGGAAAUAUUCAGAAGGAACACUGGCUGGGCCUUGCCAAUAUAUUUGCUCUAACCAAAAGCAAGGAUCAUAAAUCAACGCUCAGAGUAGACCUGUGGGACUUUGAAGGUGGUUCUGUCUAUGCUAAUUACCAAAAUUUUCACAUCGGCAAUGAGAAGACAGCCUAUAAACUGCAUGUUGGAAAAUACAGUGGCACUGCAGGUGAUGCUAUCCGUGGCGCAUAUGCUGGCAUUGACCAGAAUGGCUAUGGUUUCAGUACAUAUGACCGUGACAAUGAUGGCUGCUCCCCAUGCAUUUUUGGGGAUAUUGCGGUUGAGGACUGCAGCACUAACGAGGGUGGAGGAUGGUGGUUCAGUCGCUGUGGCUCAGCUGACCUGCAUGGAGAUUGGCACUCUAAGGAAAAUAAUCGGGGCUGGGCAUCUGGCCUCCACUGGCUCACCUGGAGAUCCCCUGAGCCGUACUCAGCUAAGGCAACACGCAUGAUGGUCAAGACCAUUAAGCAGUCAUAGAUUUGUGCAUCUGCAGCAAGCAACAAAAUGAUGUAUUGCUUUGUAGUGUUUAACACACAAUAAAAAUAUGCCAAUUUCAUUGUAUAUUUACAGUCUGAAUGGGUUUCCUCGCAGUUCUCCAGUUUCCUCCUACUGUCCAUACACACACGUAGCCUAAUUGGCCACACAAAAUUGCCCCUAAGUGUAAUUAGUGUGUGAAUAUGUAUGUGCACCCAUCCAGGGUGAAUUCCUCCAACCUUGCGCCAAGUGUUACCAGGAUUAGCUUCAGAUCCACCAUGACCACCAUGAAUGCAUAUUUUCACCAUUAUCACUGUGUACUAGACCAUUUUCUGUUUCAUAUUUUGAAUGUUGGCUAUAUUCAUUACACUUCAGGACUCCGCAUCCUAAUUCUACAGGGUGUCCCAAAAGUCUCCAUGCACAGGGGACUAUGUUUGCCAGGACCACUAUGUUUGUCAGUGACUUUGUCACUGGACGUUCGUGGACGUCCACUUCUCGGUUGGGCCACAACACAUCCAGUCUUUUUAAAGAAUGAUUUGAGAAUGUUUUCAAUACAUUCUUCUUUUGCCAAAGGCAGGCUAUCUGACGGAAAAAAAAAACCCUAAGUAAAAAUUUGGGACGACAUUUUGCUUAAGUGUUAUGGAGACUUUUAGGACACCCUGUAUUUUGCAUACUAAAUGUUAAUGUUCAUGAAAUAUUUACCCAUAGUUGUUCACAGAUUGAAAGCUGUGUUUCACUAUCAGUAUAACAACACUGAGGUGAUGUUUGGUCUUGGGUUAGGUAACAUCCAGAACGUUUAAGAAAAUCAUGAAAAAUGAUGGACUUUGUGGGAGAAAACAUGCCAAAGCAAGCUAUUGAUAACACAAAUGUAAACACAAAACACACAUGAGGUCACCAUCAUCAUUCUUACUGUAAAUAUUCAGUUCGUUUAGUAGCAACAUUUACUCAGUCCCAAGCUCUAAAGCCUCUUUUAUGUAAACACGCUUCCAUUAACUACAGAGCUUACAGUCCUUUAGACUAGUGGGUAUCUUUAUCUUUGCAGAUUUAAAAAGAAUGAUGCUUUUAUGAAGUUUGCUUCAGUAAAUGCUUUUAAAAACGUACUGUUAUUGUGAAGAUGCAAAUAAAUUUUUUGCAUGCUU
Messenger RNA from Ictalurus punctatus (channel catfish), 2092 nucleotides. RefSeq names its product fibrinogen-like protein 1. Bases 144 to 956 code for a protein of 270 amino acids. Gene Ontology annotation, biological process: angiogenesis; Tie signaling pathway. NCBI's taxonomy places the organism in Eukaryota, Metazoa, Chordata, Actinopteri, Siluriformes, Ictaluridae. The record is from RefSeq and is a predicted model, not a curated record. The transcript is spliced from 6 exons. Gene Ontology annotation, molecular function: receptor tyrosine kinase binding.